Messenger RNA from Aspergillus ruber CBS 135680, 2138 nucleotides. Its product is annotated as putative PAB1 binding protein (Pbp1). NCBI's taxonomy places the organism in Eukaryota, Fungi, Ascomycota, Eurotiomycetes, Eurotiales, Aspergillaceae. The coding region runs from base 176 to 2059 and encodes 627 amino acids. The transcript is spliced from 4 exons. Gene Ontology annotation, molecular function: RNA binding. The record is from RefSeq and is a predicted model, not a curated record. Gene Ontology annotation, cellular component: cytoplasmic stress granule. Gene Ontology annotation, biological process: cytoplasmic stress granule assembly.
GCAAGCGAAUCGUCCUUUGUGCUCAAGAUGGUGCAACGAUCCAAACCUGAUCAAUCGCGAUCCAACGGAGUCAGCGAUGUUGCUGCUCCUUUCUUGGGCUCGCCUCCCGAGCACAGCAUGGUUUUUGAUGCCAAGGAUGUGUUGGAUAUCUCUGUAGCAGACGUGUCGCCAGCUGAUGUCACAACAAAAACAUCGAAGGGAGCUUCCGCUGGCUUUAGAACUGAUUCCGAUAUUUCUGGAAACCUCGCGACCCUUUGAAGCCAAUGAGCGCCUUUUUGGUGCCACGAGUAAUUACGAUGAAACCUACUAUACUACCACAAUCGACCGUUCCGACCCAGCCUAUAAGCGGAAGGAGGCCGAGGCCGCUCGUAUUGCUCGUGAAAUUGAAGGCGCCGACACGGACAAUCCUCAUCUCAGGGAAGAAAGAGGAUUGGCACCGGCUCAGGGUGUAGCCGAGGAUGAGGAGGAGAAGUACAGCGGCGUUCGUCGCGAUGAGAAGAAUUUCCCACCUCUCGUGUCUGGGCAGCCGAACAAGUACACUCCGCCGGCGCGGCGACAAGCUGCUGCUGCCGCUGCCGCUCAGCAACCCGCUACGACUGCCGGUACGCCCUCGAAGCAGCCAGCGGCCCCGGUUCCAACACAGGCUAAGGAACAGGCACCUCCUAAACCCCAGCCAGGACCGUCGACCGCACCAGCUAAAGCGACCACUGACACGCAGCAGAAGUCCGUUCCCGACAAGGCUGUCGCAACAACGACUCCUGCGCCAGCGCCAAAACGGGCGGCGGACAACGCUACUGCCAACGUGGAAGCCGAGGUGCUAGACCACUUCCGGCAAUUUGCCAACAAUGAGAAACUAAAAAUGCAGGAGCGCCGCCGGAACCAGGUUUCUUAUGAUCGUAAUGUCAAGUUGAAUGAACUAAUGAAGUUCUCAAAGAAUUUCAAACUUGCUACCCCGGUCCCGAAGGACCUGGUGCCCAUUCUCGCAAAAGACCCUAACAAGCAGGAGCUGAUUAUCAACCGAGCUCAGGUGCCAAAUGAAGACGAAAAAACGGCCAGUAGUAGGGCCACUCCAGUCACAGCUGACCAAAAGCCCGCGCCACCUCGUGGCCCAGGUCCUGCGAGUGGAGCAGUGCCUCCGCAGGCGCAAUCGAAUCUCAACCGUGGCCGCCAGAUGUAUCCUCCCACAGGACCCAACGCUGGACCAGGUGGGCGAUUCCAGAAUCAAGCACCGCAACCGGGCCGCCCGGGCACCGGCAUGCUCAGCCACCGUCUCGCAGACAACCUACAGCAGCGAAAGGGAGCCGCCGUGGGACCUGUCCCGGCACCCUUGCCCAUUCAGGAUGCCCGUCUGCCUCCCUCGGGCCCUGCUGGCGAGCGAUCCGGUGUCAGCAGCCCGAACAAGACACCAGGAUCUACGAAGUUCAAUGUCAGGGCUAUGGAGUUCAAGCCUAACCCGGCUGCGAGCUCGUUCACUCCUGGCGCUGCAGCAAGUCCGCAGCCUGCCUUCAGAGGCCGCUCCAUCUCUCGCGCCGCAAGCCCGUCUGUUUUCUUCGGAACGAAAAAGCCCCGUUCCAUUACCGAACGGCCAUCUCUUAACGAUCAAUUUAACCCCAUUAAACGGAUGAAGAAAGAGACUGCCGAGCAGGCGGACAAAUUAUCCUUUAACGGUGGCAUUCCUCCGGCUUAUAGGACUAUGCCAACCUGGGACCCCCCUGCCGGCAAUAAUGAAAAGACUUACUUGCAAAUGUUCAAGCCGCCGGCCACCGUGCCGGGCAUGUUCCCUCAGCACCGUGCCGGCUCCAACCCUCAGCUGCCUCAUCAACCUCAGAUGCCAUUCCCAUUCCAGCAAGCGGCUCCGGGUAUGCCCCCGGUAUCUGGCCCACCACACGGACCCCAUCUUCAUCCUCAACAACACCACUCCGUGCCUCCUCAUUUCGACGAUCCUCCUCACAAAUGUUCCCAUCCCCCAGACUACAGCACAACCACGUCGCUUAUCCAUCUCCUCUGGCCCCGCAUGCGCAGCUGGCGUUCCAGCAGCCCAUGCCUCAAUUUUACAUGAAUCAGGGGGCGCCUCCGCCCCCUCACAUGAGGCACUACCCGGGUGCCCCACAGUUCGUCAAUCCACAGGGAGCUAUGGC